Molecule: messenger RNA, 579 nt
Organism: Microdochium trichocladiopsis
Lineage: Eukaryota; Fungi; Ascomycota; Sordariomycetes; Xylariales; Microdochiaceae
Exons: 2
Coding region: 1-579 (192 amino acids)
Biological process (GO): nucleotide-excision repair; transcription initiation at RNA polymerase II promoter
Cellular component (GO): nucleotide-excision repair factor 3 complex; transcription factor TFIIH holo complex; transcription preinitiation complex
Molecular function (GO): 3'-5' DNA helicase activity
Source: RefSeq, a predicted model, not a curated record
AUGAACCCGCGAAAGAUCCGGACCUGCCAAUUCCUCAUCGACUACCAUGAGGGCCACGGCGACAAGGAAAUCGUCUUCUCCGACAACGUGUACGCGCUAUGGCACGUCGCGGUCGCCCUGAAGAAGGUCUGCAUCUGCGGCUCGACCACCAACUCCGAGCGCGUCCAGAUCCUCGACAACUCGACCACCAACUCCGAGCGCGUCCAGAUCCUCGACAACUUCAUGUACAACCCCGACAUAUCCUCGCACUACGGCUCGCGGAGGCAGGAGGCCCAGCGGCUCGGGCGCAUCCUCCGCGCGAAGCGCCGGUCCGACGAAGGGUUCAACGCCUUCUUCUACUCCCUGGUGUCGAGGGACACCGCGGAGAUGUACUACUCGACCAGGCGCCAGGCGUUCUUGGUGGACCAAGGGUACUCGUUCAGGGUGAUCACGCACCUCGCCGGGAUGGACGAGAAGUCUGGUCUUGUAUUCUCUACGCCGCAACAGCGAAACGAGCUUUUGAAACAGGUUGUGGGAGACACUCUGGCGAAGCGAGUCAUCGACGAUCAACAAGGGGAAGGAGAGGGCGACUUGUUCUAG